Messenger RNA from Ictalurus furcatus (blue catfish), 2452 nucleotides. It is a transcript of the gene gpc4, whose product is annotated as glypican 4. NCBI's taxonomy places the organism in Eukaryota, Metazoa, Chordata, Actinopteri, Siluriformes, Ictaluridae. The transcript is spliced from 9 exons. Gene Ontology annotation, molecular function: protein binding. Gene Ontology annotation, cellular component: cell surface; synapse; extracellular region. Bases 673 to 2334 code for a protein of 553 amino acids. Gene Ontology annotation, biological process: regulation of protein localization to membrane; cell migration; regulation of signal transduction. The record is from RefSeq and is a predicted model, not a curated record.
UUCACGUGAGCGCGCGAGUCGACGCGCAGAAGACGUCGUACCACGCGCGCGCGCAUGCAGGCAGGCAGCGCUCGAGCACACGGCGAGUGACUCCAACCUUAAAGCGUCCCGUCUUGAGGACUACACAGCGCUGGGAGGUUAAGAAACAAAACCAAAAACUUCUCACAGAAACUUUCAUUCCGUUCCCAGUUAUUCUCCUCAAGACGGAAUCAAACUCCGAGUUGGAUACCUUCCAGCGAAAACAUCUUUCGAAGCUGUUUUGAUACGAGUUGUGUGUGGUUUUUUUUCACCGUAUGUUCGUGUUGGCGCCGGGCUCGUGCUCACUCUCUCUCUCUCGCGACUGGCUUUUUUCACGCAGAAGUUUGACCUCGCGAGACUGCCGAUACAAACCCGUCUUUUAAAACAGUAUUUUUCCCUCCCCUGUAGUCUUUGUUUUUUUGGUUAAAAAAAAAAAAAAAAAAAAGCUGUUCAUCAACUUUUUAAACCAGAAACGGACGGUGAAAACUCCCACCGUCUCCGUGAGCAACUUUUUAAAAUUUGCUUUUAAAGUGAACUCCACGAGACGCCGCAUCUCCAUGUGGAAAUCCGAAGACGGGCUCAGAGAUACAUUUUAAACGAAGCGAAAGUCGUGUUUUGUCACCGCUUGUGUGUGCAGAAAGCUUCGACGCGACGAUGAAGGCGAUUGUUGCGCUCGCGGUGUGUGUAUCCGCAGUGAUUUGUGCCUCAGCCAGCCCGAGUGAACAGAAGUCCAAGAACUGCAAUGAAGUCCGGACGGCGUACAGCUCGAAGGGCUUCAACAGUAACGACGUCCCCAACAAAGGAGUGUACGAAGCCCAUCUGAAGGUGUGCCCUCAAGGCUUCUCAUGCUGCACUCUGGAGAUGGAGGAGAAGCUGAGUCAGCAGAGCCGCUCGGACCUGAAGGCCCCGAUCUCCCAACUGAGCGCCACCCUGCAGAGCAGCUUCACACAAAGACACCAACAUUUUGACCAGUUUUUCAGAGAGCUGCUCAACAAUGCCGAGAAGUCGUUGCACGACAUGUUCGUACUCACCUACGGAGUGAUGUAUAUGAAGAACGCCGAGCUCUUCAAGCACUUCUUUCGUGACUUGAGGCUCUACUACGCGUCGGGCAGCGCUGCCGUGCACCUCGAUAACAUGCUUUCCGAGUUCUGGUCCGAAUUGCUCGAGCGGAUGUUCCGCCUGGUCAACGCGCAGCACGAGUUCAGCGACGCGUACAUGGAAUGCGUGAGUCGGCAUACGGAGGAGCUAAUGCCGUUCGGCGAUGUGCCGCGCAAGCUGAGACUGCAGCUGAGCAGAGCCUUCAUCGCUGCCCGCACCUUCACCCUUGGCCUGCAGCUCAUACCUGACGUGGUCAGCAAAGUCUCCACGGUGGGUGCCUCUCCAAGCUGUGUGCGUGCUGCUAUGAAGAUGCUGUACUGCCCGUACUGCACAGGUCAAGUGGCUCUGAAGCCCUGUAAAAACUACUGCCUCAACGUUAUGCGUGGCUGCCUAGCCAACCAAGCCGACCUCGACACCGAGUGGAACAACUUCCUGGAUGCCAUGCUGAGUCUGGUUGAGAGACUGGAGGGGCCAUUUAACUUUGAGUCAGUAAUAGAUCCCAUCGACGUGAAGAUCUCGGAGGCCAUCAUGAACAUGCAGGAGAACAGCAUGCAAAUCUCACAGAAGGUAUUCCAGGGCUGUGGGCAGCCUAGGAAAGAAUUACGCACCCGGCGUUCUACAAAAGACUCAGGAUUCCCUGGUCGCUUCCGGCCGUACAGCCCAGACACCAGACCCACCACUGCAGCUGGGACCAACAUGGAUAGACUGGUGGCAGAUGUGAAGAAGAAGCUGAAGUUUGCCAAGAAGUUUUGGUCUACUUUACCCGAGACGGUUUGUGUUGACGACAGGGUCAACCAGGGCGACGAGUGCUGGAAUGGCACAGCCAAGAGCAGGUACGAGUCUGUGGUCUUGGGUAAUGGCUUAGCCAAUCAGGUCUCCAAUCCUCAUGUGGAAGUGGACAUCACCAAGCCGGACGUUGUGAUUCGCAGACAGAUUGCUGUGCUGAAGGAAAUGACAACAUGGCUGAAAGCAGCUCACAGUGGAAACGACAUCACGUAUGACAAUGAGGAUGGCAGUGGAGAGGGUAGUGGCAGUGGCUGUGAUUCGUCCUCCUGUGAUAGAGACAAGGAUAUCUAUUUCUCCACACCCACGCCUGUCAAACCCCGCCUAGAUACGGUAGUAAAGGAUUCCUCCAGUGGUGUGCGGCUGGCACCGUACAGCCUGUUGCUGGCCCUGGGAGCCGCUGCUCUGACCCUCCUGACCUCCCACAUCAGAUAAGAGCGCUUCAGAGGAGAAAGAUGAGCAUUAGUGUGGAGAAGAAACUGUCAGAGGGCUUUUUAAAAAAAAAAAAAAAAAAAAAAAAAAAACACAAACAAAAAAAAAAAAAAACAACAAA